Messenger RNA from Nothobranchius furzeri (turquoise killifish), 1734 nucleotides. RefSeq names its product NEDD4 binding protein 2-like 2 (gene n4bp2l2). Gene Ontology annotation, biological process: negative regulation of transcription by RNA polymerase II. Lineage: Eukaryota; Metazoa; Chordata; Actinopteri; Cyprinodontiformes; Nothobranchiidae. Gene Ontology annotation, cellular component: nucleus. Gene Ontology annotation, molecular function: transcription corepressor activity. The record is from RefSeq and is a predicted model, not a curated record.
GAAGAUCACGUUCUAUAGAAAUACGUCACUUCCGUAAACAAGCCAACUGAAAUGUGUUCGUGUUCUGUUUGGUUAAAAGAAUUUUUGCCACGUUUUUCCGCUUCUUAACGAUGGCUCACCCUGAUUCCACAAACUCCAGUUCCACUAAAGAGUCCUGUGCAGAUGAAAAUACAGAAGCGUUGGGAAAUGAACCUAACGAUAAAAGUCCCAAGUGUGUGAGCAAUGAUCGUAGCAGUCCAGACAUACGCUUAAGAGACCGAGUGUUAAAGGAGGUAGGACUCACCAGCUCAGCCUUCAUUGGUCCAGCAUUCCCUCCAGAAUCAUCCACCACUAAAUCUGACAUAGAAGAGUCACUGAGUGAUUUUUAUAAAGAACUGGAGAAUAUUGAUACACCAGAUGGUCCAAACGAAGAUGUUCUUGAUUCACCUACCAGCAAAAAUACUCAAGGUGAACCUGAGGGGAAAACUACAACCACAUGGACUUCUGUAGAAACAAACAGCUUUCAGAACAAAAGUGGAAAGGCAAAGUUCUCCUGGCCUCACUGGUAUCAGGAUGCACCAUACCACCUUAAAAGUCCAAUGUCGAACCCCGAUUCCAACCACUGGCCCCAUCGUCCACCACCAAACAGACCAGCAUUCCUCAGAUUUCACAGACCACCAUUUCCUCACCAACCACCUCAACCUGCCUACCAAAAUCCACAAAAUUAUCCACCACAUAUCAGUGUUGCCUCCAGCAGUUUAAGAACAACUCACCAGUAUUCUGAUGAGUUUUUUCUUCCAGCAUUUCCACCUUCAGAUUUAUGCAAUCAUGGGAAUUCUACUCACCCCUCCCGUAGGAAUGAUCUGGGUCACUAUAACAUGGACUCAGAUUAUGCAGAGUGGUCUCAGGAUAGAAGAGAGGAAUGGUCUCAGUGUGGUGAAAAUUAUAACCAACCUCAGAGAUUCAUAUCUGAACAGAGGGCACCACAGCAUCCCUUCCAACCGUAUGAUAACACACACAACCAUCAUUCAGCUUCGGUGCUGAUUUUAAUGAGAGGAUUACCUGGAUCUGGAAAAACUACACGGGCCAGGGAGCUGCUCCCCAUUGGUCCUUGUGGGGUUAUCCUGAGUACAGAUGAUUACUUUGCCCAAAAGUAUGGGUACCAGUAUGACCCGGGCCUUCUUGGGGUGGCACAUGAAUGGAACCAAAGCAGAGCUAACAACGCCCUGAAUGAUGGCCGGUCUCCUGUUAUUAUUGACAACACAAACCUCCAAGCCUGGGAAAUGAAGCCAUAUGUCAAAAUGGCCUUGGAGAGAGGAUACAAAGUGGACUUUUGUGAACCAGAAACCAGCUGGAAGUUUGAUCCUCUUGAGUUGGAAAAGCGGAACAAACAUGGUGUUCCUCAGGAAAAGAUCAAACAGAUGAUGGAUCGUUUUUCCUCGCCCGUAUCCAUUGACAUCAUCAUGAGUUCAGAGGAGCCAGCUCACGUCAACCAGAGACGUUGGUCAGAGCAGCAGCAGAACAGGAAAAAGCCACGUUUUUAUUAGUUUAAUGCAGGACCACCAGCACUGGUGUACACACACCACUCUUGUGUUCUGUAAAUGUAUUUUUUUGAAGAAGUCUCUUUUUUUAUGCUUUCUAAAGAUCCAAACAUUGUUUACAUUUAAUAUGAGAAGACUGAUGUUCAAAUCUUUUGACUUGUAAAAUAUGAAACUAAAGGUAAAAUAAAGAGGCUGUGUGUUAAUUACCAACCUA